AUGUCGACACAAUCGCAAACCCCUCCGACGCCGAAAGGCCCUCGGAAUAUCAACCGACACAAUCAGAAAAGAAGCAUUCCCCCUCCAACACAGAAAGGCGCUUUAGUAACGACGCCUCCAUCGUCUCCCCCAAGGAAUUUAAGCCCGGGAGAAGCAACCACAGACUCCUCAAACAAUGUGAACCUGUGCCAGAAGAAACAUGGUCGGUACAGCAAGAAACUACGAGAUGCACCCAGAGCAUCACCGGUCCAGAAAAAUGGUCAUCGAUACACGUCCUCACAUCCAAACAAUACCACGACCCCUCAACCCAAAGACAGUCCUCACUAUGCAGGCCCCACGUUCCACGCAUCCCCGGCCCCGUCUGCCCUUCCAAUUCCAAGUUUCUUUUCAAAGUCCAUGCCAGAUUCGGACAUCGUGCCAGCAUUGGAGCAAGACAAUGACUAUUAUGAUGCCGGCCCAGAUCUUGAAACCACUCCGUCAAAGCCAAAGCAACGGCCUCAAAUUCAAAAUGGAGGUCAAGAAUCAACGCCUCUCGACUUCCUUUUUAAGGCUGCUGUUGAGGCUAGGAACACCCAGCCACAACGUAGUCCCGAAUCCAACUCCAGGAUCAGGUCCCCACAGACAGACUCCAAGGCCCUACAACAACGCAAAGCCGACGCAGUUUCUAACGGAAUGUUCCCAUUGGAGAUGGAUAGCCCGAACUCACGUAAUUCACAAAUUGGGCCUUCGUUUGCAACAUCAUACAAAGAACGCAUGAAUGCCUUGCGAUCCGCUAGUUCGCCUUCCCCGCCAAUGACAGAUCUCGAUGAAGAUCAACGAAGAGCUAAAACUGAAGCGCUGAAAAACCUAUUACUUAAUCCUCGUCCUCAAAGGCCUUCGUUUUCGUCAACUCUUGCUCAUGAUAACAGUAGCGGGAUCACAGAGCGAUCAAUUCUCUGUCCCACCGUUCCACAUUUUGCAACCCCGUUGAGGACUACCUCCGGCCCACCAGCCACCACCAUGCCUUACCAUGUACCAGGCGAGCAAAGGCCCCUUAGGCGCGGCAAUAUGUUUCAUCCGCCAACUUCUCAAUAUCCAUCCUCUGGUGGUCCCCUGCAACUGCGGACUCACAACUCCGCGAUGAGAAAAGAAGUACUAACGUCAAUUCCUGGAAACACGGGAGGCCUUGCAGGGGAAUCAGCUUGUUUACCCCACGUGGCGCAUGACCCAAAGCUCCCAAAUGGCUAUAUGCAUUCAUGUUCCCCGGUUUCCCAACAGUCUACUGCAUCUCGUCCCAUGUCGGCAAGCACGUCCGCGCAAGCUCUCGAUACUAAGAAGAUGGAAGAUGAUAUACGAAGAAUUUUAAAACUCGACGUCAAUCAAGGAUUCCCUCCUAACGGCAUCCAGAGUUCGUACGCCUAA
Molecule: messenger RNA, 1401 nt
Organism: Aspergillus tanneri
Lineage: Eukaryota; Fungi; Ascomycota; Eurotiomycetes; Eurotiales; Aspergillaceae
Product: proline-rich nuclear receptor coactivator motif-containing protein
Exons: 1
Coding region: 1-1401 (466 amino acids)
Source: RefSeq, a predicted model, not a curated record